AUGACUACUGCUGAGGACACUUGGAUACCAUUAAUUAAACAAAUUCAAGGCAAUACUUCAUCGCCUAAGAAACGGAGUGAGUGUUUAGACGUCGUUGUAUUAUCUUCUAAACGAACAGUGACUAUGCCUUCAAAUAUUUCAAACGACGAAAAAAAAUUCAAUACUAAAUCUGCUAAGAAAAAGAGUACCGAUAAUAUUACAUUAUCUGAUAUCAGUCGUCGACUAGCCAUGCGAAAAGACUUACAUAAUCGACUCUGUCUCGUCAGUGAUAUCAUGUGUUUUCUUGGCGUUUUUGGUAUUAUUCUUAUGGUUAUUGCAAAUGAAAUAACAUUUUCUCAGAUUAACCAUAAUGAUACCAUACUUAGUUGGUUUAUCAAAUUAGCUAUCAGUUUUUCAACGCUUGUUCUCAUUGGCUUUGUCUGUAAAUAUCAUCUUUUAGAUAUUUAUCUCUAUUCUGUUAAUAAUUCGAUCGAUGAUUGGCGUAUUACUGUAACAAACAAGAAAAUAUUGUUAAUUUUAUUUGAAAUAUUAAUAUGUGCUGUACAUCCUACACCUCGUUCUUUUCCUCAUCAGUUGAAUGCAUCAUUAGAAACUCGACACUUAAAUUCAUCAAUAUCCACUAAUUAUACGUUGUCUUAUAUAGCUGUUGAUGUUGCCCUUGGUUUACCUAUGUUUGGUCGCCUUUAUUUAGUUUGUCGUUUUAUUAUGUUUCAUUCUCAUUUAAUGCAUGAUGCAUUAUCUCAAUCUGUUGGUUAUCUUAAUAAAAUAUCAAUUGAUUUUUUCUUUCUCAUGAAAACUUACCUCGAACAUUCACCUAUACGUUGUCUAACAAUAUUUUGUCUAAUUAUCUUUCUUAUUGGAAGUUGGUGUUUACGUGCAUGUGAUUACUUGCCAAAUCGUGAACAUGUAUCAAUGCUUGAUUCAAUGUGGUUAUUCAUUGUAACGUUUACUACUGUUGGCUACGGAGAUUUAGCGCCUUCUACAUACUGUGGACGAGGAAUUGCUGCUUUAAUUGGCUUGAUUGGUGUAUUUUCAACUGCUCUUAUUAUUGCUGUUCUUGCACAAAAACUUCUAUUGAAUCGAUGGGAAAAACAUGUACAUAAUUUUGUAUUGAACAUUGAAUUAGCUAAAGAUCGUAGAAUACUUGCAGCAAACGUUGUUAAAGGCACAAUAAGAGUAUGGUAUUUGAGAAAUAAAAUAAAAUCUGGAUCAUCGUUUCGAUAUCUACAAGCGCAACGACAACUACUACAGUCAGUGCAUAUGCUUCAACAAACUAAACAAGAACAACGAAAAUUAGUUGACAGUUGUAUUGAUCAAACCGAUAUACUUACUCUGCAGCGUAAUACAAGUGAUAAAACACGUGAAGUUUCACAACAGUUGAAGAUAAUGAAAGUUAAAAUGGAUAGAAUAGAACGAGAACUUGCUGAGAUGAACAUAUACAUGAACAAUGCAAUAAGGGAUAUACAAAAUACAUUGAAUACACUAUUAGAUAAGAUUACCAAAUAA
Molecule: messenger RNA, 1506 nt
Organism: Rotaria socialis
Lineage: Eukaryota; Metazoa; Rotifera; Eurotatoria; Philodinida; Philodinidae
Source: the annotation of a GenBank genome assembly